Messenger RNA from Nomascus leucogenys (northern white-cheeked gibbon), 1650 nucleotides. RefSeq names its product annexin A4 (gene ANXA4). The record is from RefSeq and is a predicted model, not a curated record. Lineage: Eukaryota; Metazoa; Chordata; Mammalia; Primates; Hylobatidae. Gene Ontology annotation, cellular component: cytoplasm. Gene Ontology annotation, molecular function: calcium ion binding; calcium-dependent phospholipid binding.
CGGGCACCUGUGGAGGGCGGACCCGCCGGGGAUCGAGGCCUGCCCCUCCGAGAGCUCCUGGCGCGGCCGUCCCGGCCCGGGGCCCCAGGUGCGCUUCGCCUAGAGAGGGAUUUUCCGGUCUCGUGGACAGAGGAACAACCAGGAACUCGGGCUCAGUCUCCACCCCAAAGUGGGGCGGAUCCGUCCCGGAUAAGACCCGCUGUCUGGCCCUGAGCAGGGUGUGACCUCCGCAGCCGCAGAGGAGCGCAGCCCGGCCUCGCCAUAGCUCCAGACAUCGUGUCCUGACAUCAUCCAGGGCCAGGAGAAAGGGGGAAUUUGGCUGGCUGACUCUGUCUUUUUCGCCUGGAGGAACUCCAAAGCAUCUUAGCAGAAGAACUUCUGCUUGAGUGGCUGAACUCUGAUCUUGACCUAGAGUCAUGGCUAUGGCAACCAAAGGAGGUACUGUCAAAGCUGCUUCAGGAUUCAAUGCCAUGGAAGAUGCCCAGACCCUGAGGAAGGCCAUGAAAGGGCUCGGCACCGAUGAAGACGCCAUUAUUAGCGUCCUUGCCUACCGCAACACUGCCCAGCGUCAGGAGAUCAGGACGGCCUACAAGAGCUCCAUCGGCAGGGACUUGAUAGACGACCUGAAGUCAGAACUGAGUGGCAACUUCGAGCAGGUGAUUGUGGGGAUGAUGACGCCCACAGUGCUGUAUGACGUGCAAGAGCUGCGAAGGGCCAUGAAGGGAGCCGGCACUGAUGAGGGCUGCCUAAUUGAGAUCCUGGCCUCCCGGACCCCUGAGGAGAUCCGGCGCAUAAGCCAAACCUACCAGCAGCAAUAUGGACGGAGCCUUGAAGAUGACAUUCGCUCUGACACAUCGUUCAUGUUCCAGCGAGUGCUGGUGUCUCUGUCAGCUGGUGGGAGGGAUGAAGGAAAUUAUCUGGACGAUGCUCUCAUGAGACAGGAUGCCCAGGACCUGUAUGAGGCUGGAGAGAAGAAAUGGGGGACAGAUGAGGUGAAAUUUCUAACUGUUCUCUGUUCCCGGAACCGAAAUCACCUAUUGCAUGUGUUUGAUGAAUACAAAAGGAUAUCACAGAAGGAUAUUGAACAGAGUAUUAAAUCUGAAACAUCUGGUAGCUUUGAAGAUGCUCUGCUGGCUAUAGUAAAGUGCAUGAGGAACAAAUCUGCAUAUUUUGCUGAAAAGCUCUAUAAAUCGAUGAAGGGCUUGGGCACCGAUGAUAACACCCUCAUCAGAGUGAUGGUUUCUCGAGCAGAAAUUGACAUGUUGGAUAUCCGGGCACACUUCAAGAGACUCUAUGGAAAGUCUCUGUACUCGUUCAUCAAGGGUGACACAUCCGGAGACUACAGGAAAGUACUGCUUGUUCUCUGUGGAGGAGAUGAUUAAAAUAAAAAUCCCAGAAGGACAGGAGGAUUCUCAACACUUUGAAUUUUUUUAACUUCAUUUUUCUACACUGCUAUUAUCAUUAUCUCAGAAUGCUUAUUUCCAAUUAAAACGCCUACAGCUGCCUCCUAGGAUAUAGACUGUCUGUAUUAUUAUUCACCUAUAAUUAGUCAUUAUGAUGCUCCAAAGCUGUACUUGCAUUUCAAAGCUUAUAAGACAUAAAUAGAGAUUUAAAAAUAGAAAUAAAAAUGUAUUCCAUGUUUUUAAAAGA